Xiphophorus couchianus (Monterrey platyfish) is the source of this 886-nucleotide messenger RNA. It is a transcript of the gene myl7, whose product is annotated as myosin, light chain 7, regulatory. The record is from RefSeq and is a predicted model, not a curated record. Bases 92 to 610 code for a protein of 172 amino acids. Gene Ontology annotation, molecular function: calcium ion binding. NCBI's taxonomy places the organism in Eukaryota, Metazoa, Chordata, Actinopteri, Cyprinodontiformes, Poeciliidae. The transcript is spliced from 7 exons.
AUGAUAGGAGGGUGUCUGAUAAGAUGGGCUGAACAUAAAAACCUCUGCAGCAUCACAAAUUGGCAGAGAGUCUACAUGCAUUCAUUCAGACAUGGCAAGUAAAAAGGCCUCCAAUAAAAGGCAGAGGGGGAAUCAGAAGUCCUGCUCCAAUGUAUUUUCAAUGUUCGAGCAGUCGCAGAUACAAGAGUUCAAAGAGGCUUUUGGCUGCAUUGACCAGGACAGGGACGGGGUAAUCAAGAAGCAGGACCUGAAGGAGACCUACGCUCAACUCGGGAAACUUAACAUUAAGGAUGAGGAGCUGGAAGAGAUGCUGAAUGAAGGGAAGGGUCCUAUCAACUUUACUGUGUUUCUGACCCUUUUUGGGGAGAAACUCAACGGGACCGAUCCUGAAGACACCAUACUUGCUGCUUUCAAACCUUUUGACCCCAAUGGGACAGGUUUUGUUAAUAAGGAUGAAUUUAAACGAUUACUGAUGAAUCAGGCUGAUAAGUUCACGGCAGAAGAGGUGGAACAGGCAUUCACUUUGGCACCAAUUGACCCAAUCGGAAACAUCGACUACAAGCAACUCUGCUACAUUAUCACACAUGGAGAUGAAAAGGAAGAAUCGUAACAGGCCAUGUGUGUAGUAAAGUAACAUGGCUACUGCUGAGAAAUAAUUGACACUGGCAAUUAUUGGAGAUAAAGUGGAUUUUUAAAAGAUAUUUAAAGUGGUAUAUCAUGUCAACUGCCCUUCUGUUCUUUUGAAGAAAUGCUGUACUGAAAGACACUAAAAAGAAAGACUCCCUCCACAAAUUAGAUAAAUAAACAAUUAGAAAAAGUAUUAUUUGGCUUGGAAAUGAUGUGACGAUUUGAUUUGCAAAUAAAAUUUCUCAGCGGCUGGAGGAUA